Messenger RNA from Eruca vesicaria subsp. sativa (arugula), 1770 nucleotides. NCBI's taxonomy places the organism in Eukaryota, Viridiplantae, Streptophyta, Magnoliopsida, Brassicales, Brassicaceae. The record is from the annotation of a GenBank genome assembly.
AGGCUUUUGAUUCCCCUCUCUCUCUCCUACAAUCAUCUUCACAGACUCAUCACUUCUCUGUUUUGUCCUCCGUCUCCAGAUUUCUCUCAGAUUCCGACCCAAGUCAACUCGUCGCUGCUUUAUUCUUUGCUGUUUUGUUGGAAUGAUAACACGGAUCCUCUCCGAUCUCAUGGAUAUUCCAACGGCGGUUGCUGCCGGCCAAUCCGUGAUGGGUACGAUCAAGAUCGCCGUGAUGCCAAUAGCCAAAGUGUUCACCAUGUGCUUCUUGGGUCUUCUUAUGGCCUCUAAGUACGUCAACAUCUUGCCUCCCUCCGGCCGCAAACUCUUGAACGGGUUGGUCUUCACGCUUCUGCUUCCAUGCUUGAUCUUUUCCCAGCUCGGACAAGCCGUUACUCUCCACAAGAUGCUUCAAUGGUGGUUCAUUCCGGUUAACGUCGUUCUUGGUACAAUCUCAGGAUCGUUAAUAGGCUUCCUUGUUGCUACCAUUGUUCGGCCUCCUUACCCUUAUUUCAAGUUCACAAUUAUUCAAAUUGGAGUUGGUAACAUUGGUAAUGUGCCUCUUGUGCUACUAGCGGCUCUAUGUAGGGACAAAUCCAACCCUUUUGGUGACUCUGAUAAAUGUAGCAUUGAUGGCACUGCCUAUAUCUCUUUUGGUCAAUGGGUUGGUGCUAUCAUCCUCUACACAUAUGUGUACCAGAUGUUUACUCCUCCUCCUGAAGGUUUCGAUGGUGAAGAUGAAAAUCUUCCUUUGAAAAAUGUACCUGUUGAUGCUACUGCUUCAGAGCAAAUCCCCUUGCUUAGUCAGAAUCAUCCCAAGGACGUUUCACUCUCUCAAGCUCCCCUCGCUGUACAGUACGAUGAACCUAGAGGAAGAGUGGAUUUAAAGAUUACACAGAUCUUUGUUUACCUCUAUGAGAAGUUGAAACUAAAGCAAAUCAUCCAACCUGCAAUAAUUGCUUCAAUUCUGGCAAUGAUACUUGGUGCAAUACCUUUCACGAAGAAGUUGAUAUUCACAAAUGGUUCACCUCUUUUCUUCUUCACAGAUAGCUGCAUGAUUCUUGGGGACGCCAUGAUACCGUGUAUCUUGCUGGCACUUGGUGGAAAUCUCAUUAACGGACCAGGAAGUUCAAAACUUGGUUUCAAGACAACAGGGGCGAUUAUAUUUGGACGGUUGGUGUUGGUGCCACCAGCAGGACUAGGAAUAGUGACAUUAGCAGACAAACUUGGGUUCCUUCCAGCUGAUGACAAGAUGUUUAGGUUUGUGUUACUUCUACAGCACACAAUGCCUACCUCUGUGCUCUCCGGUGCUGUUGCCAACCUUAGAGGCUGUGGAAGGGAGUCAGCUGCUGUGCUCUUCUGGGUUCACAUCUUCGCCAUCUUCUCAAUGGCUGGAUGGAUGGUAAUCAUUUGUACAUGAAGCUUUGCUCAGAUGAAAAGUUUGCCUUAGAAGAACUCAGGAGGGAAGAAGACAAGACAAACUCUCUUUAACAAGACAAAGUAUUAUUGGGUCAAUCUACAAUCCAGCAUAUUUGAAUGCAGCCACCGCUAAAUGGAGUACUUACUGAGCAAGAAGUGCUUUGGUUUUAUAAAGGUCAAAUGAUGGCUAGAUCAUCUUACCACUGAGGAACCUGAAGAUAGCUAUUGGUCCUGCUGUGGAACGAGAUUAAAGUCAAUGUUAAAAGAGCAAUUUUAGUUAAUUAUAAGUUAUAACUAUAUACGUUGUCUAUAAUUUAUAGAAACUGAGAAAAGUUACAGCCGUAGUUACAGCCU